UUCUGCCUCUAGCUCCAGCCUCUAGCAACAAUUUUUAUUUUUUUACUGCUUAGCCCAUCCCACUCCUCAUUCCUGGAUCCGCCCCUGAUCUACGCCGAAGUGCUGAACGGCUGAAGAGGAGGUGAAGACGGAAGAGAUUGUCGGCUACCAUCUACGCUGCCCGGCGCCAGCUACCAUCUCCGGCCUAACAAGGCUAAAUCUUUCAUAUCAGAUCACCUUGGAAUUGUGCGAGAGAGACGAUGUGUGGAAUUUUCGCUUACUUGAAUUACAAUGUUAGCAAAGAGAGGGGCCACAUUCUUGAAGUUCUCUUCAAUGGCCUUCGGCGCUUGGAGUAUCGCGGCUACGAUUCUGCCGGAAUUUCCAUUGAUGCCGAUUCCAGUUCUGCCUCUGCUCCUCUCGUCUUCCGGCAGGAGGGUAAUAUUGAAUCAUUGGUCAAAUCCGUCUACCAUGAUGUGGCAGCUACAGACCUAAAUUUGGGAGAAUCGUUUUCUGUUCAUGCUGGAAUAGCGCAUACUCGUUGGGCAACACACGGGGAGCCAGCCUCUAAGAAUAGCCACCCUCAAUCCUCUGGUCCUGGAAAUGAUUUCUUGGUUGUUCACAAUGGUGUCAUCACCAACUAUGAGGCUUUGAAGGAGACUUUGAUCCGACAUGAUUUCACCUUUGAAUCGGAAACAGAUACAGAAGUGAUUCCUAAGCUUGCAAAGUAUGUAUUUGAUAAAGCUAAUGAAGAAGGUGAUGAAAGUGUGACAUUCAGUCAAGUUGUACUUGAAGUAAUGAGACAUCUAGAAGGAGCUUAUGCUCUCAUAUUCAAAAGUCGGCAUUACCCAAAUGAAUUGGUUGCAUGCAAGCGUGGCAGCCCACUUCUUCUUGGUGCAAAAGACUUGGGAGAAGAGGCUGCCAGUGGAGCAUCAUUUAGUGAUCCUAAAGUUCUCUCAAACAAUGGGCAACCAAAGGAGUUAUUCUUUUCGAGUGAUGCCAAUGCUCUAGUUGAACACACGAAGAAGGUCUUGGUAAUUGAGGAUGAUGAAGUCAUUCAUAUCAAGGAUGGAGGUGCUUCAAUCUACAAGUUUGACGGGACAAAAAAGCAUGGUAAUACUCUUGCUCGUUCUGGCUCUGUUCAACGUGCCUUAUCCAUUCUUCUGAUGGAAGUAGAGCAAGUAAAUAAAGGAAAAUAUGAGCAUUAUAUGCAAAAAGAAAUUCAUGAGCAGCCAGACUCUUUGACAACCACAAUGAGAGGGAGGCUUAUACGAGGAGGAUCAAGUAAAGCCAGAUCUGUACUGUUAGGGGGCUUGAAGGAUCACCUUAGAACGAUAAGGAGAAGCAGAAGGAUCGUUUUCAUUGGUUGUGGCACAAGUUAUAAUGCAGCUUUAGCUGCAAGAUCGAUUGUAGAAGAACUUUCUGGCAUUCCCGUCACAAUGGAGAUUGCAAGUGAUCUGGUUGACAGGCAAGGGCCGAUAUACAGGGAAGAUACUGCUGUCUUUGUUAGUCAGUCCGGAGAAACUUCAGAUACUUUGCAAGCACUAGAGUAUGCCCUCGGAAAUGGUGCAUUAUGUGUUGGUAUUACAAAUACUGUUAGUAGUGCAAUUGCCAGGAAAACUCACUGUGGUGUGCAUAUAAAUGCUGGCUGUGAGAUCGGCGUGGCAAGUACUAAGGCAUACACAAGCCAAAUUGUAGUGAUGGCUAUGCUGGCACUUGCAAUAGGAGGUGACACACUUUCUAAUCAAGCAAGAAGAGAAGCAAUAAUUGACGGUCUAUUUGACUUGCCUUCAAAAGUAAAAGAGGUUCUGAAGCUUGAUGAAGAAAUGAGAGAUCUUGCUGAGCUGCUGAUAGCUGAGCAAUCACUGCUUGUAUUUGGACGAGGCUACAAUUAUGCAACAGCACUUGAAGGUGCAUUGAAGGUUAAGGAAGUAUCUCUUAUGCAUAGUGAAGGAAUCCUUGCUGGUGAAAUGAAGCAUGGUCCCUUAGCUUUGGUUGAUGAAAACCUCCCUAUUUUAGUUAUCGCCACUCAUGACAGUUGUUUCAGCAAACAACAAUCAGUGAUUCAGCAGCUCCAUGCCCGGAAAGGUAGAUUAAUAGUGAUGUGUACAAAAGGAGAUGCAGCAUCUGUUCGUGUUAGCGGAUCAUGCCGUGUCACUGAGGUUCCUCAAGUUGAGGACUGUUUGCAGCCGGUAAUUAACAUAGUCCCGCUGCAGCUAUUGGCAUAUCAUCUUACGGUUCUACGCGGAUACAAUGUUGACCAACCUCGGAAUCUCGCCAAGAGUGUUACUACUGAGUAAACAUUCCACUUAAAGAAAUAUACCAUUUUUGCUCUGGUUCAAGAUGACAGAUCGAGGGAAACCUUUGCAUUUCUACGACUGUACAUUAGGGAUUUAUAUAGCUCUUACAUUAGAUUGGUUAUUCAGUACAAUCUUUUUCCAUUUGGGGACAUUCAUUAUUUGGUUUACCAACCAUAUUUUUUAACCAAUUGCUAAUUUAUUUUCUUCAUUUCUUGUAAUAAUCGGUGGAUUGGUUUAUUAUCUAAAAAAGUAAAAGUUUGUGUUUUUUUUCUCUGCUGAUCAUU
This is a messenger RNA of Cuscuta europaea, 2560 nucleotides long. The record is from the annotation of a GenBank genome assembly. Lineage: Eukaryota; Viridiplantae; Streptophyta; Magnoliopsida; Solanales; Convolvulaceae.